CCGUCAAACGAAUUGUCCUAAGCGGCAUUUGUUUUGAUUUGCGAUUUAUUGGUUUUAUCGAAUUUCAAUUUGUUUUGUCGAUAUAAAACGUUGGUGUGCUAAGUUCAAGAUGGACGGGGAUUUGUAUGAUGAGUUUGGGAACUACAUUGGGCCGGAUUUAGAGUCGGAUUCUGAAGAUGAGCAGAGCGUGUACGGUGGGGACAAUCGGGACGCUGAUGAGGAUGCUAUGGAAGAAGAUGAGGACGCGGACGCGGAGCCCGAGGUGGCGCCUAUGUCCGUCGUGCUACAUGAGGACAAAAGGUACUACCCACAAGCAGUGGAAGUGUAUGGUCCAGAUGUAGAAACCGUGGUUCAGGAGGAAGACACACAGGCUUUGGACAAGCCGUUGGUGGAGCCGAUUAAACACAAGAACUUUCAAGUGCAAGAACAGCAGCUACCAGAGACCAAGUACGACAUGGAGUACCUUGCUGAUAUGCUGGAUAAUACAAAUUUGAUGAGGAAUGUCACACUCAUGGGACAUUUGCAUAAUGGCAAAACAUCAUUUGUGGACUGCCUAAUGCGUCAGACCCAUCCUGGCACAAUAAACAAUGAGACAACAAUCCCUAUGAGAUAUACGGACACAUUAUUUGUCGAGCAAGAGCGCGGAGUCUCCAUCAAGGGUAUGCCAGUCACUUUGCUGCUCAAAGACAUCAAGGGAAAGUCUCACUUGCUGAACAUCAUGGACACCCCAGGUCAUGUCAACUUUAGCGAUGAGGUCACCGCUGCUUUGAGGAUUUCUGAUGGCGCAGUACUAUUCGUGGACGCGGCAGAAGGCAUAAUGCUGAAUACUGAGCGUCUACUCCGUCACGCCGUCCAAGAGAGAGUGCCUCUCACACUCUGCAUCAAUAAGAUUGAUCGUCUAAUCCUUGAAUUGAAGCUACCGCCAGCGGACGCGUACUACAAAUUGCGACACAUCAUUGAUGAGUUGAAUUCCAUGUUGGAGACCAACCAGCCGCAGGAUAAUCCUGACGAACCGCCUAUUAUGUUCUCGCCGUUGCUUGGUAACGUGUGCUUCGCGUCAUCACUCUACGACGUGUGUUUCACCCUGGAGUCGUUCGCGGCGAUGUACGCGCAGGCGCACCCCGACUCCGGCCUCCGGGCCAAGGACAUGUCGGCCUGGCUGUGGGGCGACGUGUACUUCAACAACAAGACCAGGAGGUUCACCAAGAAGCAACCGCAUGCUUCCGCCCAGAGGAGCUUUGUCGAGUUUAUUUUGGAGCCCCUCUAUAAGAUCUUUGCUCAGGUGGUAGGUGACGUGGAUGACACCCUACCAGCAGUUCUUCAGGAGCUGGGCAUCCGGCUGACUAAACAGGAGGCUCGUAUCAACGUGCGCCCGCUGCUGCGUCUCGUGUGCAGCAGGUUCUUCGGGGACUUCUGCGGCUUUGUGGAGCUAGUGGUCCGUCAUGUCCCGUCGCCACUGGACGCGGCGCCGCGUAAGGUGGCCCACACUUACCGCGGCGCAUCAGGGCCGCUGUAUGACGACAUGAUCACCUGCGACCAGUCGGGACGACUAGUCGCGCACACCACCAAGAUGUAUCCCACUGACGACUGCACUUUCUUCUUGGUAUUAGCGCGUAUAAUGUCAGGCACGUUAUAUGCGGGGCAGACGGUGCGAGUGUUGGGGGAGAACUACAGCACGCAGGACGAAGAGGAUUCACGGAUAAUGAACGUGGGCAGACUCUGGAUAUACGAGGCCCGGUAUAAGGUGGAAUUGAACCGAGUGCCAGCGGGCUGCUGGGCGCUGAUAGAGGGCAUCGACCAGCCCAUAGUGAAGACGUGUACCCUGGUGGCGGCGGAGGAAGACCAGGAGCUGCACACGUUCAAGCCGCUGCGGUUCAACACGCAAGCCGUCGUCAAGAUUGCCGUCGAGCCCGUCAACCCCUCCGAGCUGCCCAAGAUGCUGGAUGGACUCAGGAAGGUGAACAAGUCGUACCCGCUGCUGUCGACCCGCGUGGAGGAGAGCGGCGAGCACGUGAUCCUGGGCACCGGCGAGCUGUACCUCGACUGUGUCAUGCACGACCUCAGGAACAUGUACUCCGAGAUCGACAUCAAAGUGGCCGACCCAGUGGUAUCAUUCUGCGAGACAGUAGUAGAGACAUCCUCACUGAAGUGCUUCGCGGAGACGCCCAACAAGCGGAACAAACUGACCAUGAUAGCGGAACCAUUAGAACGAGGGCUGGCGGAGGACAUCGAGGCCGGAGCCGUGUGCGUCACGUGGGACAGGAAGCGGCUAGGGGAGUUCUUCCAGACCAAAUACGACUGGGACUUGCUAGCGGCGCGGUCUAUCUGGGCGUUCGGCCCCGACUCCACCGGACCUAACAUCCUGGUGGACGACACGCUGCCCUCAGAGGUCGACAAACACUUGCUGGCGUCCGUCAAAGACAGCAUUGUACAAGGUUUCCAAUGGGGCACGAGGGAAGGGCCGCUGUGCGAGGAGCCGAUCAGGAACGUAAAGUUCAAGAUCCUCGACGCGGUGAUAGCGCAGGAGCCGCUGCACAGGGGCGGCGGGCAGAUUAUACCCACUGCCAGGCGGGUGGCGUAUUCAGCGUUUCUUAUGGCAACCCCGCGGCUGAUGGAGCCCUACUUGUUCGUGGAGGUGCAGGCGCCGGCCGACUGUGUCUCUGCUGUGUACACUGUGCUGGCUAAGAGAAGAGGUCACGUAACACAAGACGCGCCGGUCCCCGGGUCGCCCCUGUACACGAUCAAGGCGUUCGUGCCGGCGAUAGACUCAUUCGGCUUCGAGACGGACCUGCGCACGCACACGCAGGGACAGGCCUUCUGUCUGCAGGUGUUCCACCACUGGCAGAUUGUCCCCGGCGAUCCCUUGGACAAGAGUAUCGUUAUCAGGCCCCUGGAACCGCAGCCAGCGACGCACUUGGCGCGAGAGUUCAUGAUCAAGACAAGACGACGCAAGGGCCUUAGUGAAGACGUGUCUAUCAACAAGUUCUUCGACGACCCUAUGUUGUUGGAGCUCGCCAGGCAAGACGUACAGUUGAUGAAUUAAUUAAUAAUAAACCUUUGUCUAUAGUGUGUAUUUUAAUAUUUCAUUCCACCAGUAAUAAAUGAAAUAAGAAAUUCUUA
Messenger RNA from Pectinophora gossypiella (pink bollworm), 3120 nucleotides. RefSeq names its product 116 kDa U5 small nuclear ribonucleoprotein component. NCBI's taxonomy places the organism in Eukaryota, Metazoa, Arthropoda, Insecta, Lepidoptera, Gelechiidae. Bases 110 to 3043 code for a protein of 977 amino acids. The transcript is spliced from 16 exons. Gene Ontology annotation, biological process: mRNA splicing, via spliceosome. Gene Ontology annotation, molecular function: GTPase activity; U5 snRNA binding; translation elongation factor activity. Gene Ontology annotation, cellular component: U2-type catalytic step 2 spliceosome; cytosol; U4/U6 x U5 tri-snRNP complex. The record is from RefSeq and is a predicted model, not a curated record.